AUGGGUACCGGGACUCCAUUUCAGAAAGAAGCCUGGACGGAGUAUGGAAUCGGCACGGUAAUCAUCCUCUUGCGCAUCCUGGCCCGCGCGAAGGUGGUCGGUGUCAAGAACUGGCAGGGAGAUGACUACUUUACAAUAAUUGCGCUGUUAUUCUGGACGGCAGAACUGACCAUGCUGGAAAUGAUUGGCCAAUUCGGCACCAAUAUCGGAUUCACCGAUGCACAACGUGCCGCAUUCUCGGAAGAGGAGAUCAAAGUGCUUGCCCGAGGCUCCAAGUGUCUUCUUGCGGGAUGGACAUGCUAUGUCACGCUCAUCUGGUCUCUCAAAGCAUGCAUGCUGUUCUUCUACAACCGGUUAACUCUAGGACUCUGGCAACAGAAACUUGUCAAGGCCAAUGCUUUUAUCUGCAUGGGCACGUAUACUGCAGUGAUCCUGACCAUCUUUCUGCACUGUCGUCCCCUUCACAAGAACUGGCAGGUGUAUCCUGAUCCCGGACGUAAGGACCUCUUCAUCAUCUACCAUCACUGGCAAUGGCUAAUCCUCCCAGUGAAUUGCUCCGCCGACUAUGUCAAUUAUAUCGUCAUUGCAGUCACCAACGUCACUACCGACGCUAUCCUCUUAACGAUUCCGCUCCCCAUCCUUGCCAAAGUUCGGAUUCCCUUGCGUCGAAAACUGGUCAUUGGAAUCCUUCUCUGUGGAGGUGUGUUCGUCAUGGUCGCGACCCUGCUGCGAUGUAUUCUGUCGCUGCAGAGCAUUGACAGUAUCAACACCAGUACUAUUUGGGCCAUCCGAGAGACGUUCGUCGCUAUUCUUUCCGUCAACGCUCCCUGUAUCAAGCCCCUCUUCAGUAGCACUGUGUGGCUGGGUUCAUCACGGGAGACCUCUAAUAAGGGUGGCCGCCUGGGCAGCUACAGCCUAUCGGUCUUUGGAAAGUCCAAGCCGAGUCAAUUGGCGAGUGAAACGACGAACAUUCGACACCGGGACAGCGAUGAAUAUGCGCUCCACGACAGUGCAUAUGCUCAUGACGUCCGCGGAGGGGAGAGUGCUUCCGAAGAAGAGCUCGGACGACGGAAAGAUGCGAUUCAGGUCACCACGAUGUAUGAGGCAAGAAUCCCCAGAUUGCGCAGAAAAUCCCGGCCCCUCUCGGAUGAUCCCUCGCGACGGGAUCCAUUGAUCUCCCUCCCUUCUCCAUCAUUCCCACCAUUCACCAUGCGGGUGACCCAGCAUGUUCGACAGCCCCCUGCGCUAGAAGAACUGGCAGCCAUCAUUCAACAGUCGCUACAGUCAAAUUUCGAGACUGCCUCGGCCAGUGUUGUGCAAUGUCCGGAUCUGCGACAGCCGCCGUUCAAACUCGCAGCGCCCGGAUUAUGCGGGGAGGCAUGCAUUGGCGACGUCGGGGCCAGAGGAAAUCUGUUUCCCCGUCCCAAUCUUAACGCGAAGUACUCCCUCCUCUCUCUGGCAGAGGAUAUGAAAAUGUCGACCGAGAAAGGAUUCCUGAUUGGCGCUGGAGCUGCUCCCUUCCAGGACAUCGGCCAGAACGCCGAACUGGCUGUGAAUCUCUCCUGGCAGGGACGCAGUGACGGGGCUGAAUUUAAUGAACCAUCGUCACUGGUCGUGGAAAAUAAAACCCACGUUGUCAGAAUAAGUCAAGACAGUACCAGUACGUGCAAAACUACAACAAGUACAAACUGUGCUUUGAUGAUGAAUCUGUUUGGCUGCCACGGUGAGGCUGGGCCCGUGUUGAAAGUGACUGCGCGGUCUCGCAGAGGGAAGGAUAACUUCACCAAUUGCAUCCGUCAUGGCCUAUAUGCAGCAUAUGGGGAUACCAGACCCGUCAGUCUCGGAGGGGUGUUUCUGCUAAAAUCGGGCAAGGCCAAAUUUCACAUAAUGCCGGAUUUCCCUCCGGAGGAUCAAUUGCCGUUCCCAGACCGCGAGUAUAUGGAGCAGAGAUGGAUCACUUAUCACGUCUUCAAGGCUCCAAUUGUCUGCUUGACAGUCCUGCACAGCGCCGACCCGGAGGGCUUGGGAUUACGGAUGGAACACACGCACUGUUUCGAGAUUGAAGGGCAUCGGCAAGGAGGACACUACCACCAUGAUAUCAAUGACGGAGGUGACGAAGUAGAAUACGAGGCAUACUUGAAUGCUGCUUCCCUCUUAUAUCGAAUUCAAUAG
Molecule: messenger RNA, 2172 nt
Organism: Aspergillus terreus NIH2624
Lineage: Eukaryota; Fungi; Ascomycota; Eurotiomycetes; Eurotiales; Aspergillaceae
Product: PTD012 family protein
Exons: 8
Coding region: 1-2172 (723 amino acids)
Cellular component (GO): nucleus
Molecular function (GO): zinc ion binding; hydrolase activity, acting on ester bonds
Source: RefSeq, a predicted model, not a curated record